AUGAGGGUACCGGUGCCCACGUGUGUGCACACAGGGACCUUGUGGGCCUGGAGGCAUGGACACACCAAGGAAGAACAUGUGGUGGGAGGCAAGAGGCAGACCAUCCCCGACGGGCACAACGGCUUCUCCGGGGUGGAAACCAGGGAAGAAUGGAAAGUUGCGUCUGAACCCAGAUAUACCAGUUGGGAGGAUCUUGAGGAACCCCCGGAAUGCGGCUGCUUCGAAUGGUGGAGCUGUUGGUGCGACCGUCAAACCCAACGCCUCAGGGAGUUUUUCAGGAGGUGCCGGAGGUCUUUACAGAGCUCCACAUGGGAGAUACGGAGCGCCGCGCGGGAAUAUGAGUGCCGGUGGAAGAGGAAAGAGAAAAUCCGCCACACCCCAGGGUCCAGCACAUCCUCCGAAGACCUGCAAGGGUUGAAGGCUGAAAGGGCCUCAGCCCUGAGAAAGAAUCGGAUCUUCCCGACCACCCCCAGCCGGAGGGAGCUGCUGGAGCAGCAGGUAGAAGAACUGGUGCCCGCCUUGCUGUGCUUGGACGACCUUUCCAUUGUUCAAUUUAUGGAAACAUAUCCUGAAUUUGGCACCACCGAAGAGAUCCUGGACCUGCUGUUUGCAAAGUAUCGAUGCAUCCAAGCGUCCCCCGAGAAAGGAGAAAUCCAGAUGCUCUGGGAAAGCACCAUGACCUCCUUCCUGACCAUCUGGCUGACCUACUACGAGGAGGACUUCGACGAUCCCCCAGAAUUUCCUGCCCUGACAAAGCUGAUGAAUUUCACGGGGCAGUACUUGCCAGACUCAACGCUGGACCGUCGAGUCAACAGUUACUCUGAAUAUUUAAGAAACCUCCAUCAAGCGGAGUUUCAGGGUGGAGAUGAUACUGUGUCUUCGGACCGCGAGCAACACCGUGAACCACCCCAAGAGCGCGCCCGAGCUUCGACGGAGGGGCCUGCUCCACCUUCAGGGUCUCAGGGGAUGGAGCUGGUCCUGGCCGAUGCAGCUGAGGGAUCGGCCCAAGCCCUGAUGCCAGCUGCCGUUUACAAGGUAAGACACGUGAUGGUCAGACCUCUCCAUCCCUGUGCUGACCCGGAAGAACCACCUGCACCCUUGGGAGCGCUGGAGGCCGAACGGGCCCCACCACCGGCUAUCGAGGUCAUCAAUGGGCCGGAGCAGCCGCCUCACUCAGGGGAGCAACCGGCUUCGGACCCCGAGCAACACCCGGAACCACCGCGGCAAGAGCCCGCCCGAGGCCGACUGUGGGGCCUGCUGCACCUUCAGGGUCUCAGGGGAUGGAGCUGGUCCCGGCUGCUGAAGCUGAGGGUUCGGCCCGAGCCCUGAUGCCAGCUGCCGCUUACAAGGUAAGACACGUGAUGGUCAGACCUCUCCAUCCCUGUCCUGACCCGGAAGAACCACCUGCACCCUUGGGAGCGCUGGAGGCCGAACGGGCCCCACCACCGGUUAUCGAGGUCAUCGAUGGGCCGGAGCAGCCGCCUCACUCAGGGGAGCAAACGGCUUCGGACCCCGAGCAACACCCGGAACCACCGCGGCAAGAGCCUGCCCGAGGCCGACUGUGGGGCCUGCUGAAGCUCCUGGGCCUGAGGUGAUCGAGCCGGUCCCGGCUGCUGGUGCUGAGAGCUAGGCCUGGGACGAGAUGACGGCUGCUGAGGUCAAGCCAAGGUACCUGGUGGUCAUACCUCAGAUUCACUGGCCCGACCUGGAGGAGCCACCUGCUUCUUGGCCACCCCAGAAGGAGGAGCAGGUCCCGGCGCUGGCUCUCGAGUUCAUCGAAGGGCCAGAGCUGCCACCUGCCUCAGUGGGGCCACAUGGCUCGGCCCCCGAGCAGCAGUUCGUGAUGGCUGCAGCACAAUUGAAGCCUCCCCUCCCCUUUCGUUGUGCUGUUUCUGUAUUUUGUGUUUUUCAUAAUUUCUUCAUGAAUUUUAUUUGUAAUAAAGGAUAAGUUAACUUUAUGCAAAA
Messenger RNA from Canis lupus familiaris (dog), 1965 nucleotides. RefSeq names its product ral guanine nucleotide dissociation stimulator-like. Bases 1 to 1329 code for a protein of 442 amino acids. The transcript has 8 exons. NCBI's taxonomy places the organism in Eukaryota, Metazoa, Chordata, Mammalia, Carnivora, Canidae. The record is from RefSeq and is a predicted model, not a curated record.